UCUCAUCAUAUCAUCACUGCCGUUUUCAAUUCGCUUCUCGGAGAUGUGGAUGCCAUUGUUCUUGGUCGUCUUCUUUGAAGCAAGGAAAGUUUUGAAGUUGGAUGAUCUGGGUAGGGAGAUACUGCGGGUGGCAAUCCCGGCGGCUUUAGCACUCGCCGCCGAUCCGGUGGCUUCCUUGAUCGACACGGCUUUUAUCGGCCAUUUGGGGGCGGUGGAAAUUGCGGCGGUGGGGGUGGUGGCUUCGAUUAUAAACCAGGCGAACAAAGUGACGAUAUUUCCUCUGGUGAACAUAACUACUUCGUUUGUUGCAGAGGAGACGACGGUUAAGGAGGUGGUUAAUAAUGAAGAAGAAGAAGAAGAAGGGGGUGCUGCCCAGAUUGAGAGUGAAGAAGAAGAAGAAGGGUCAGAAGAGACAGGAGAAUCUGAGGAUGAAAGCAUAGGGAGUGGUUAUAUGGCAAGCAGUGAAUCAAAUGGUUCUCCUUCCAUCGAUGAAAUAACUCAGAUUUCACUGCAAACUUAUCUUGAGGAAAAUGUGUCACCUAAUGUGAUCAAUGAAGGAGAGGAGAGGGAAGUUAGACGUAGUGGGAGGCUGAAAGUUCCUUCUGCAUCCACAGCUCUAAUUAUGGGGCUCAUUCUUGGCAUCCUCCAAACAGUGUUCCUCACACUUCUUGCCAGGCCACUUCUGGGCUUGAUGGGGGUCAAAUCUGGAUCUGCGAUGUUAGAGCCAGCACUGAAGUACCUGAUUCUGAGAUCAAUUGGCUCCCCUGCAGUUCUUCUGUCACUGGCAAUCCAAGGGAUCUUUCGCGGUCUCAAGGAUACCACAACCCCUUUGUAUGCCACAGCUGUGUGUGAUUCAGUAAAUGUAGUACUGGAUUCUGUGUUUAUAUUGGCUUGCCAUUGGGGUGUCACUGGAGCUGCCAUUGCUCAUGUUAUCUCUCAGUAUGUUAUGUUACUGAUCUUGUUCUGCAAGUUGAUUACACACGUCGAGUUGUUGCCCCCGAGUUCGAGACAUUUACAGCUGAGUAAAUUUCUCAAGAAUGGGUUAUGGUUGUUUGCUAGGGUGAUCGCCGCCACAUUCUGUGUCACCCUGGCUUCUUCCUUUGCUGCUAGGCUUGGUGCCACAAUCAUGGCAGCUUUCCAAGUCUGUUUACAAGUCUGGUUGACAACAUCUCUCCUUGCUGAUGGCUUGGCCAUUGCAGCACAGGCAAUUCUUGCUGGUGCAUUUGCCCAGAAAGAUUAUCACAAAGCUAGAGCCACUGCAGCAAGAGUUCUUCAGAUGGGAGUGAUAUUGGGACAUGCCCUUGUUGUGUUGGUGGGAGUGGGGCUAUACUUGGGACGAGGAGCAUUCUCAGAAGACAAAAAUGUUCUUCUCAUGAUAACCAUAGGCGUCCCGUUUGUUGCAGGCACACAACCCAUCAACACGAUAGCGUUCGUUCUUGAUGGUGUCAAUUUCGGGGCAUCGGAUUUUCUCUACUCUGCAUAUUCUAUGGUGCUGGUGGCCUCCAUCACCAUUGGAUCUGAGUUUCUGCUCCUCAAAUCCAAUGGCUUCGUUGGAAUAUGGAUUGCUUUAGCCAUAUUCAUGCUCCUGCGUACCAUUGCAGGCUUUUGGAGGUUGGCGACUGGAACAGGACCUUGGCGUUUCCUCAGGGCCCUGGAUACUUAGCAUAUAUAGUGUGCUUCUACUCCCCUUUCCCCUUUUGUAGAC
Messenger RNA from Ipomoea nil (Japanese morning glory), 1705 nucleotides. Its product is annotated as protein DETOXIFICATION 43-like. NCBI's taxonomy places the organism in Eukaryota, Viridiplantae, Streptophyta, Magnoliopsida, Solanales, Convolvulaceae. Bases 44 to 1663 code for a protein of 539 amino acids. The transcript is spliced from 12 exons. Gene Ontology annotation, cellular component: membrane. Gene Ontology annotation, biological process: transmembrane transport. The record is from RefSeq and is a predicted model, not a curated record. Gene Ontology annotation, molecular function: xenobiotic transmembrane transporter activity; antiporter activity; citrate transmembrane transporter activity.